CGGUGGUGGCGGCGACUUCCCUUCAGGAAGUCCGGUCUCCGCCUCCUGCUCCCACCCCGCUUGCUCGGCGGCGGAGGCAGCGGUGGCGGCAGCGGUUGUCCCUGCCUCUCCGCCUCCUCCUCCUCGGCCUACCCACUGGCCGGCGGCGUUGGCGGGGAGGGGGACAGUAGUUGUAGACGGCCGCCCCUGCCUCAGAGAAGAUACCACGUUGAAUGAGCAAAGACUGAACUUUUUACAGAUACCUUUUGUAAAAGGCUUAUAAGGAAUAGUGCCAUAAUUUGAAUUGCAGUGGGUUUCACGUUAUGAGGUGAAUGGGAGUGGAGUAUUGGACAAAAAAUAGAUUUUUUAAUCUCUGCAUCAUGGUUUUUAGCUCCUCAGUUGUUGCACAGUCUCACUAUUUGGGGAAAGUUCAUGCUAAAAAACUGAAGCAAUUAAUGGAUGAAUAUGAUCAAAUUUCUCCACCAAGUUCUCAACCUGAUAAGGAGAAUCCCUUGUCAACCUAAUGAAGCAUUCAAAGAAGACAUCUGACUCUUUUCAAGAUGAACUUGAAGAUUAUAUCAAAGUGCAGAAAGCCAGAGGCUUAGAGCCAAAGACUUGUUUCACAAAGAAGAGAGAGGAUUAUUUGGAAACCUGUGGAUACAAAGAAGAGAUUGAUUCUAGACCCAGGUGUAGAAUGUUUGAUCAAAGACUCCCUUAUGAACCCGUCCAGACCUACCGAAGACCAUGCAGUAUUUCACAAGCAAUGGAGAAGCGGUUACCUCAGUGGCUACCAGCUCAUGACAGCAGGCUGAGACUAGACUCCCUGAGCUACUGUCAAUUCACCAGGGACUGUUUCUCAGGAAAACCAGUAGCCCUGAACUUUAGUCAACAAGAGUAUAACUGUAGCUCAUACAGUGUAGAAUCUGGAGUUUACAGGCACCUCUCCUUAGAAAACAGUACCAGUGCCCAUCAAGCUAGUUAUAAACAGAUACAUCAGAAGAGAAAAAGACACCCAGAGGAAGGCCGGGAAAAACCAGAAGAGGAGCGGCCCAAGCAUAAGAGGAAGAAAGCUUAUGAGGAGAUAGAUUUAGACAAACACAAGAGUAUCCGAAGAAACAAAACAGAGGUGGAAACAGUCAGAGUCAGUACAGAAAAGCUUAAGAACCGAAAGGACAAAAAAAGCCGAGAUGUAGCCUCUAAGAAAGAGGAACGUAAGCGUAGAAAAGAGAAAAAGGAACAAGGGAAAGAAAGGACAGAAGAGGAGAUGCUUUGGGACCAGUCUAUCCUUGGAUUUUGAAGCUCUUGCAUUGGUUCUCCUGAGGUUAAACUGAAAAAAUAGUUGAGGAGCUUGGUUUUACGAUGUCCAAGUUCAUAUCGCUCUUUUCAUGUGAACAGGUACAAAAGCUAAGUGCACAGAAAACAUUUAGUGUACUUGCUCUCCAACAUGGGAAUUACUUUUCCUCUCUUCUAAAAUCAUUACUACAUUUUUCUUAUACGUAAUGUAAUUUCCCUUAAUGAGGGUGGCUUUGCUUUUAUUCAUCAAAUUGCUAUGAUGGUGGAAGUAUUUUUCCCUUGGGAGGUCAUUUAUUUUAAAUUGGAGGAUUAAUAGGCUAUACAGAGUCUAUUUCUUGAUUGGGUUUUAGUUUGGGGUGGGUGUUUUUAUAUUAGUUUUCUCUGUGAAGCAGUUUGGAUUGAUUUUUUUUUUUACCUUCGUUAGAUCUAACUUGCAGUAUAUUUUCUAGAUUGGGAAGUGGAAAAUGACAUACAUUAUAAUAAGCUUAAGUUACAUACAGUUGUAAACGUUUCAAGAAGUCUUGAUA
Molecule: messenger RNA, 1799 nt
Organism: Eubalaena glacialis (North Atlantic right whale)
Lineage: Eukaryota; Metazoa; Chordata; Mammalia; Artiodactyla; Balaenidae
Product: lysine-rich coiled-coil protein 1
Exons: 4
Coding region: 503-1276 (257 amino acids)
Source: RefSeq, a predicted model, not a curated record